AUGGCUACGAAAAUGCUGCCAAUAAGACAAGGCACGAGUGCCAUAAGAUCUUUGUCAAAACGCCGGCCCUCAUGCUCACAGUCAUUUUCCACCACUACACCAGCGGCGGCCGUGUCGCCAUACAGGAAAUCUCAAAAACACAUCUCAAAAAAUGAGACAACCAAGAGACCAGCGACUACAGCUGCUGCACCCGCACCAAAUCAGCGGCCCAUACCAGCGCCAGCGUUUAACCAAGACCACAGAAAUGAGCCUUCACCCUUGGUGAACCGGCAAGCGCCAGAGCUCGAUGACUCAUUUGUGGGAUUGAGUGGCGGGCAGAUCUUCCACGAGAUGAUGCUGCGGCAAGGUGUCAAGCAUAUCUUCGGAUACCCUGGCGGUGCCAUUCUUCCCGUAUUCGAUGCCAUCUACAACUCGAAACAUUUCGACUUCAUCCUUCCCAAACACGAACAGGGCGCAGGCCAUAUGGCUGAAGGUUACGCACGAGCUUCCGGCAAGCCAGGCGUUGUUCUUGUGACGUCUGGGCCUGGCGCAACCAACGUCAUUACUCCUAUGCAAGAUGCUAUGUCCGACGGUACACCCAUGGUCGUUUUCUGCGGUCAGGUGGUAACUACAGCUAUCGGCAGCGAUGCCUUUCAAGAAGCGGACGUCGUUGGCAUCUCAAGAGCGUGCACAAAAUGGAACGUCAUGGUAAAGAGUGUAGCCGAGCUACCUAAGCGCAUCAACGAAGCAUUCGAGAUCGCCAUGUCUGGCCGUCCAGGACCAGUUUUGGUCGAUCUCCCGAAAGAUGUCACAGCUGGUAUUCUCAGGAGAGCCAUUCCCACACAAUCUGCUCUGCCAGCACAUCCGUCAGCAGCGACCAUUGCGGCCAAGGCUCAAGCAAAGCGCAUGCUGAACGCAACCAUCAGCCGCGUGGCUGACCUCGUCAACAUCGCCAAGAAGCCCAUCAUCUACGCUGGUCAAGGCAUGCUCGCGACUCCAGAAGGUCCCAAGUUGCUCAAGGAGCUCUCGGACAAGGCUCAGAUCCCGGUGACUACGACUUUGCAGGGCCUGGGAGCAUUCGACGAGACAGAUCCCAAGUCUUUGCACAUGCUCGGCAUGCACGGAUCAGCGUAUGCAAACAUGGCCAUGCAGGAUGCUGAUCUCAUCAUCGCGUUGGGAGCUCGAUUCGACGACCGUGUGACUGGAGCUGUCGCAAAGUUCGCGCCCCAAGCAAAGGCUGCGGCUGCUGAAGGCAGAGGAGGAAUCGUCCACUUCGAAAUCAUGCCAAAGAACAUCAACAAGGUUGUACAAGCGACUGAAGCUGUGGAGGGAGACGUGGCCCAAAAUCUGGCCCUUUUGCUGCCAAAGGUCAAGAGUGUAAGCGACAGGCCCGAGUGGUUUGGCCAAAUCAACGACUGGAAGGAGAGAUUCCCUCUUACUGCCUUCGAACGCGGCACGCCCGAUGGACUGAUCAAACCCCAAGAGUUGAUCGAGAAGUUGUCAGUAUUGACUAGCCACAUGAAGGACAAGACCAUCAUUGCGACCGGCGUGGGCCAGCAUCAGAUGUGGACCGCACAACAUUUCCGAUGGACGUCGCCACGAUCAAUGGUCACAUCUGGUGGUCUCGGCACGAUGGGCUAUGGUCUACCAGCAGCCAUCGGAGCCAAGGUAGCGUGCCCCGAUCACCUCGUGGUGGACAUCGAUGGUGACGCAUCCUUCAAUAUGACUUUGACAGAACUGAGCACGGCGGCACAGUUCAACAUUGGCGUGAAGAUUAUCGUUCUGAACAACGAGGAACAGGGCAUGGUCACGCAAUGGCAGAGCCUGUUCUACGAAAACCGAUUCGCGCACACACAUCAAAAGAACCCCGAUUUCAUCAAGCUCGCAGAUGCCAUGGGCGUGCAGUCAAGGAGGUGCAUCAAGCCAGACGACGUUGAAGACAGCUUGAAGUGGUUGAUCGAGGGCAGCGGCGAUGGUCCAGCUCUCCUGGAAGUCGUCACCGACAAGAAGGUACCAGUGUUGCCCAUGGUGCCUGGUGGCAACGCUUUGCACGAGGUGUUGGUGUAUGAUGCCGAGAAGGAGAAGGUGCGGAGAGAAGCGUUGAUGAAGACCUGGAAACAACCGGAAUAA
Cyphellophora attinorum is the source of this 2109-nucleotide messenger RNA. Its product is annotated as Acetolactate synthase catalytic subunit, mitochondrial. Gene Ontology annotation, cellular component: acetolactate synthase complex; mitochondrion. Gene Ontology annotation, molecular function: magnesium ion binding; thiamine pyrophosphate binding; flavin adenine dinucleotide binding. The transcript has 4 exons. Bases 1 to 2109 code for a protein of 702 amino acids. The record is from RefSeq and is a predicted model, not a curated record. NCBI's taxonomy places the organism in Eukaryota, Fungi, Ascomycota, Eurotiomycetes, Chaetothyriales, Cyphellophoraceae. Gene Ontology annotation, biological process: L-valine biosynthetic process.